Messenger RNA from Ambispora leptoticha, 420 nucleotides. The record is from the annotation of a GenBank genome assembly. NCBI's taxonomy places the organism in Eukaryota, Fungi, Glomeromycota, Glomeromycetes, Archaeosporales, Ambisporaceae.
AUGACCGAAGAAGGUUUUUAUAGUUUUGAUGCUGAUGGUUAUUUUCCCACAGUUCCACAUGAGACGGCUCAUGCUGACCCAUCUAGCAAAGCCCGAGAUUUUCAUUAUAAGUUAGUAGGCUUGGGUUAUCGGGAGAAAGUUAAAGAUAGAUUUAAAGAAUUAAGAAAGAUAAAAGGACAAUCCAAAUUGCCACAAGAAGGCAUAUUAGGUUAUCAAAGAGUAAGAGGAGCCAUUGCCCGAACUGCUUUCUCGGAAAUAGUUUUUGAAGAAGCCAUUCCCAUCGACCAAGAAUUCUUACCCCGAGAACAACAUGACUUCCGAGAUUUAGUAAAAAGUUUAAAAGGUCGAAAAGGCAAAGACGGAGAGAGAAUACCAACUAAAAUAACUUUUCUAGCUAAUGCUUAUUCGUGGAGUGCUUGA